This is a messenger RNA of Sclerotinia sclerotiorum 1980 UF-70, 1350 nucleotides long. RefSeq lists its product as hypothetical. Lineage: Eukaryota; Fungi; Ascomycota; Leotiomycetes; Helotiales; Sclerotiniaceae. The coding region runs from base 1 to 1350 and encodes 449 amino acids. The record is from RefSeq and is a predicted model, not a curated record. The transcript has 5 exons.
AUGAUUGCUAGCGCAGUCCUCCCAUUGGUGCGCUUCGAGGUGCACUGGAGAAACCUUCUUGCGAGCCAGUCCCGUAUUGUUGUUCCUUGUUUUUGUUGCGUUUCCAUCUACAUCUACAUCUUUAUACUCAGGAUGAGGUUCUUCUCUUUUGCUCUUCUCACCGCGGUGUUCGGGACGGUUAUUGCGGCUCCUGCUGCUUCUUUCAGUACAUUUUCUGAUGUUACUAUUUUCACCCCCGGAGCUAAUUGGACUGAUCCUGGUGUUCUCUAUGCACGAACAGUCGAAUUACCAGGUGGUGUUCUCCUAGCUACAUGGGAAAACUACAGUCCCGAACCUCCUCUUGUUUACUUCCCCAUUUUCAAGAGUACAGAUGGUGGAAAGUCAUGGAAACAUAUCUCGAAUAUUACAGAUCAGGUUAAUGGAUGGGGAUUGAGAUAUCAACCAUUUUUAUAUUCGAUGACAGAGAAAGUCGGAAAAUACCCUGCUGGUACUAUUCUUGCAACUGGAAAUUCCAUUCCAACGGAUUUGAGUAAGACUCAAAUUGAUGUUUAUGCUAGUUUGGAUCAAGGAUAUACUUGGGAAUAUGUAUCGACAGUAGCGAAUGGUGGUGCAGCUACUCCUGAUAAUGGAGUUCCCGCUAUUUGGGAACCUUUCCUUUUUACAUACAAGGGACAGAUCGUUCUCUACUAUUCCGACCAACGUGAUGCACUAUAUGGCCAAAAACUUGUGCACACCGUUUCCUCCGAUCUUCUUACUUGGGGUGACCUUGUAGAUGAUGUCCACUACUCAACCUACACCGCUCGUCCAGGAAUGACCACCAUCACCCAACUCCCCAACGGAAAGUACAUCAUGACUUACGAAUAUGGCGGCGGUCCCACCGUAAACAACACAUCCACCUACCUCUUCCCCGUCUACUACCGAAUUUCCUCCUCCCCACUCACCUUCCUCUCCGCCCUCGGUACCCCGCUCAUCACAAACAAUGGUAUCCAACCUACCGGUUCCCCAUAUGUAACCUGGACUCCCAUCGGUGGUACCAACGGCACCCUCAUCGUAAGUUGUGGCGGCCGCAGCGAAGUAUUCGUAAACAGGGCAUUGGGGGCUGAAAAUGCGUGGAAGACAGUAAAAACGCCAGAAGGCACUAGUUACUCGAGACAUUUGAGAGUGUUGGAGAGUAAUAAGAAUCAUUUGUUGAUUGCGGGUGGUGGAAUCUUGCCGCCUUCUACUACUAAUAAGGUUACGGUUAGUGUGAUGGAUAUUACGAGUGGAUUGGCUGCGGAAUCGGCUCCUUAUCACGUGAUUUCUGAUGUUUGCUACCAUCGUAACACCAUCAAUCCUAAUGGUGAAUCGUGA